Acaromyces ingoldii is the source of this 603-nucleotide messenger RNA. RefSeq lists its product as hypothetical. Bases 1 to 603 code for a protein of 200 amino acids. The transcript has 2 exons. The record is from RefSeq and is a predicted model, not a curated record. NCBI's taxonomy places the organism in Eukaryota, Fungi, Basidiomycota, Exobasidiomycetes, Exobasidiales, Cryptobasidiaceae.
AUGGUCUGCAAACUUGUCGCUGCUACUGCUGCCACCCUCAUGGCUCUUCCUUUGCUCUCCGCAGCAGCUCCUGUUGUCGAGAAGCGGGCAGGCAUCACAUGCCAGAAGAAAUUUGCAGGUCAUCUCUACGCGUACACCUUGUCGGGCCAGCCUCAGCAGAACCUCACCGUCACGUUCGACAGCGAAAGCUUUCUCAAGGUCGACUACACCGCCAAAGCCCAGCCAGUCUAUACGCAGUUUGAUGAAUGCUGGACGGAUGGCUGGAACAAGGACGGCUACAUGUACGGCCAACUGAAACCCGUCGGCGCUGACUUCCAGAGGACACCUCACUGCUUCACGGGUGUCACUCCCGGCUCCGAGCCUACUGAGAUCAAUGUUCAGGCCUGCUCGUCAAGCAACGAUGCCCUCCUCAAUCAGCAGUGGUGGAUGGCGAAUUGGACGCCCACCAACAUCUUCACCGUUCGUCUGACCGGCAACCCUAACGACGGCUCUCAAGUCCUCCGCAACAAUGUCAUUGUCGACGAUGCUGGCCGUGUUCAGGAAAAGACGGAAGAUGGAGAAGAUGUCAUCGAGCUCCAAUUUGCCAACAUCGAGUACUACUAG